This is a messenger RNA of Raphanus sativus (radish), 1810 nucleotides long. RefSeq names its product serine/threonine-protein kinase BIK1. The record is from RefSeq and is a predicted model, not a curated record. The transcript is spliced from 6 exons. Lineage: Eukaryota; Viridiplantae; Streptophyta; Magnoliopsida; Brassicales; Brassicaceae. The coding region runs from base 291 to 1469 and encodes 392 amino acids. Gene Ontology annotation, biological process: protein phosphorylation. Gene Ontology annotation, molecular function: protein kinase activity; ATP binding.
CACUUGUUUGACUUUCUUUCACACAAACAUAAACAAAGAAAAAACGCGACUAUUCUUCUUCUUCUCUUCGAUUCAUCCCUCGUGCUUCUCAUUAACACCAAUUCUUCACCUUCUCCGAUCUCUGUUCACAUCUCUUUUCUCUCUUCCUUGUGGAUUGAAAGCUUUUAUAUUUCCUAUUUAUCUUCUGAUUACAGAAAACCAUAUCCUGUUCAAGAAGCAACGAUCAAGAACCAAAACUGGGAGAAGAACGAGACCCUGUGCAGUUCUGUUCUGUUCUGUUUUGGAGUCUGAUGGGUUCUUGCUUCAGUUCUCGAGUCAAGGCUGAAAACCCUUUCAACGAUGGUAAGAGCAGCGUUCUUUACGGCUUAAGCAUGUCGACCCGGAAAUCGUCGUCGUCGUCGACGGUGGCUGCGGCUCAGAAGACGGAAGGGGAGAUAUUUGAGUCAACGCCUGUUAAGAGCUUCACCUUCAACGAGCUUAAACUAGCAACCAGGAACUUCAGACCGGACAGUGUGAUCGGAGAAGGUGGGUUCGGUUGUGUCUUUAAAGGCUGGUUGGAUGAAACCAAUCUCACUCCGACUAAACCCGGAACCGGUUUAGUCAUCGCCGUUAAAAAGCUUAACAAAGAAGGUCUUCAAGGUCACCGUGAAUGGCUGACGGAGAUUAAUUAUUUGGGACGCUUGAGUCACCCGAACCUAGUGAAACUGGUUGGUUACUGCUUGGAGGAUGAACACCACCUUCUUGUAUACGAGUUUAUGCCAAAAGGAAGCCUUGAGAAUCAUCUAUUCAGAAGAGGUGCAUAUUUCAAACCUCUUCCGUGGUUUCUAAGGAUCAAGGUUGCGCUUGAUGCAGCAAAGGGGAUUGCUUUUCUCCACAGUGACCCUGUCAAAGUGAUAUAUAGAGACAUUAAAGCCUCCAACAUUUUGCUUGACGCGGACUAUAAUGGGAAACUCUCUGACUUUGGACUAGCUAGGGACGGUCCAACGGGUGAUCUAAGCUAUGUUAGUACAAGGAUUAUGGGUACAUAUGGCUAUGCUGCUCCUGAGUAUAUGUCAUCAGGUCAUUUAAAUGCAAGAAGCGAUGUGUACAGUUUUGGAGUUGUGCUUUUAGAGAUUUUGACGGGUAAACAAGCGUUGGACGAGAACAGGCCCGCGAAAGAAGAAAACCUCGUGGAAUGGGCUCGACCCUACUUCGCAAGCAAAAGCAAGGUUCUCAAAAUCGUGGACGCUCGGCUAGACACACAGUACUUACCCGAAGAGGCGGUGAGAUUGGCUAGCAUUGCGGUUCAGUGUCUCUCGUUGGAACCCAAGGCGCGUCCGACCAUGGACCAAGUGGUCCGUGCGUUGCAGCAACUUCAGGACAACUUGGGAAAACCAACUCAGACCGACCCGUUUAAGGAUGCCAAGACCGGAGCUAGGUUGCCAGAAAAAAGGUCCAAACAAAAACAUUUUGGCCGGCACAGCGCCUAAGCCUUUUUGAGAUAUACGCCUUUUGAGACUUGCUGAUCUAGUCAAUGGUAAAGGACAUAUUUCUAAUGGGUGCUUGGUACUGCGAAAAUCCGUUUAUAAAUAGAUUGUGUAUGGUUAUGGACAAACCAUCCAGGUCGGAGACUAAUAAUGGACAAGUCCCACAUACACAACCUUAGAGAACAUGUGUUGUGGUACCUUGUGAAAGUAUAUAUAUAUAUGAUGUUAUUUCUUGUUGUGCUGUGACCACUCUUGUCUUUUUUUGGUCCUCGUGCAAUUUUUUUUUUGUCCUCAUACAUUUGAUGUAGAGAUUUUCCUUUAUCUUCGUUCUUUUAGUGUUAGAA